CCCCCUCCCCCGUGUCUCCCCUGCCUUCGGGGAGGGGGUUUGGGCCGUCGCCGCCGCUUCCAGCUCUUCCCGAUGAAGCAGCAGCAGCCGCUGCCGCCGCCACCGAAGAUGGGGGAUUUCUAUGACCCUGAACACCCCACCCCUGAAGAAGAAGAAAAUGAGGGAAAGAUUGAAAAUGUGCAGAAAAUGGGUUUCAUCAAAGGUCCAAUGUUCAAAGGUGUUGCAUCUAGUCGAUUUCUGCCUAAAGGCACCAAGACAAAGGUGAACCUGGAGGAGCAAGGGCGACAGAAGGUUUCAUUCAGCUUCAGCCUUACAAAGAAAACUUUGCAAAACAGGUUUCUAACUGCACUUGGAAAUGAUAAGCAGAAUGACACUCCAAACUCCCCGGCUGUUCCCCUUCAAGCAGAUUUUGUUCCCAAAAUUAAAAUGGAUCCUGGAGAUACUUCAACUAUUAUAGAAGAAUCUUCCCCACCAAAACCAAAGGUGGAAUUGGGCAAAAUCCAUUUUAAGAAACAUUUGCUUCAUGUUACAUCUAAGCCUCUACUAACUGCUGUCACACCAGUAGCAGCAUCACCACCUCUUUCCAUAAUACCAUCACCAGUAGUAACAGGAUCAGUAGUGGCAGAGUCACCACCACAGUCGCCCCCUCCACCACCCCCAGCCCUACAAGUUAGAACACCAUCUCCACCAGCACCAAUGUCAGUAACAACAGCCUUGCCACAAAUACCACCAUCAGUACCAGUGGGGACAUCAUUACAAUCCCCACCAAUAGAUGUAGCAAUUAGAGCCUCAAAAGAGUCUUUAAAUAUAGUAGUACCAGAAUCUUUAGAAUUGGACACUAAGCAAGAUACAUGUUCUUCUGAACUAUCAGAUACAGUAUCUCAGAACGUGUCUGAGAAAACGGAUGUAUCUCCACAAAAAGAAGAUUCCCAUAUUGGGAAGGAAGAAGAAACUCCAGAUAGUUCAAAGAGUUCUCUGUGUUCUAAAAAAACAAGUUCUAAGAAGAAAUUCUCACAAUCUGAAGGCAUGUUUCUUGGUUCAGAAUCAGAUGAGGAUUCUGUACAGACUUCCUCAAGUCAACGGUCACAUGAUUUUAAGAAUUCAGCAAAUAUGGAAAAAGAAAGAGAUUCGAAAAAGAGCUUAACUACUUUAAAAGGCGAAGAUUUAGGAAAAUCUUCAAGAUCUAAAACUGAGAGAGAUGACAAGCAUUUUAGUUACUCAAAACUAGAUCGAGAUUCUCGAUAUAUGUCUUCCCGUUCUAGAUCUGAGAGAGAGAGAAGGCGGAGCAGGUCUCGCUCUAGAUCUGACAGAGGAUCUAGAACUAGCUCAUCUUAUUCCCGGUCAGAGCGCUCACAUUAUUAUGAGUCUGAACGAAGGUACCAUAGGAACUCCCCUUAUAGAGAGAGGCCACGGUAUUCCCGUUCUUAUACGGAUAAUAGGAUGAGAGAGAGCUCUGAUUCAGAAGAGGAAUAUAAGAAGAUAUAUUCCAGGUCUAGUGACUCAAGACGGAUAUCUUCUCAUUCUUCAUUUUACAGAGACUCAAGGACAUCAACUUACUCUAAAUCUGAUCGGGACAGCAAAAUUGAAUCCUUCCACAUGGAUGCAGAGAAAAGAGGAAAGUAUUCCUCAAAACCAGAAAGAGAAUCAAAAAGGACUUCAGAAAAUGAAUUAAUGAAAAGAUGUUGCUCUCCCCCUAAUGAGAUGGGAUGUCGGAGGGGUGCAUCUUAUUCUAAACAUGACAGUACUGCUUCCCGGAAUAAGUCAGUCCCAUGGAAAAGUACACAAAAGCCUGAUAAAAUUAAAAGUUCUUUCUGUUGUACAGAAUCAACUGAGGAAAUUAAACAUCAAUCUCAUUCUUCAAAUUUACAGACUACUUGUUCAAAAUCUAAUGAAUUAAGAAUGGUUGUGAAAAUUCCUGAAAGAGAUAAAACUAUAUCUCCAUCUUCAACUAAUCGAUUAAAUGAUUCACCUACUUUUAAAAAGCUAGGUGAAUCUCCUAUUUUGAAGUCUGAAUUUCUGGGAAAUGAUAGCCAUGAUAGUAUUAAGGAAUUAGACACUUUAUCUAAGGGGAAACAUGAUCAAUUAAGAACUUACUAUCCCAUGGAAUUAGAUAUAAAUGGGUCUCCUGGGGAGGGAUCUGAUUUAGCAACUUUCUGUGCCUCUAAAACUGAGGAUAUUUUUACGUCUUCGGAUGAUAGUAUAAAUAGAUCAGAGGUAUCUCCUUUGAUAAAAACUAGUAAAUCAUGCAUAUUACCAUCAAAUGGAUUUCAAAGUAUAAACAGGUCUAAAGAAAAGAAUUUGGAUGAUUCUUCAAUACAGCACAGUGAGUUAAACAGCUCACUUAAAGAAAUGGACCCUUCAGUUCCUUCACAACAAGAUAAACUUGGGUCUUUUCCGGUUGUAACUGUAGAUUAUUCUAAAACAGUUAAAGAAUCAGUUGAUUUGAGAGUUUCUUACUGUAAAACCAAAGAUUUGAACUCUUGUAAUAAUUUAGAUGACAAUAGCCCUUGUUUGUAUCAGCUUGAAACUGAAAAUAUUGAGCCUGCAGUUAUAAAGGUUAUCCCAAACAGUUUUAUUAAACAAGAUUCAGAGUUACAGUCAGUAAUAUGUGAUAAUAAAAGCUAUAAGAAUCUUCAUUCAAUACAGCCUACAGCUGAAGAACCUGAGCAAAACGUUAGGGUAAAGUCAUCAUCUGUUAACCCUUGUGACUCAAAUUCAGCUGUAGGAAGUUCAAGUGUUGCUUCUGUGUGUAGCCUUACGUUAGGAAUCAAAAUACACAAUUCACCUGUAGUACAACACACUGAAGGGAACUUGCCUCUUGGUUUGGAUACUGUCCUACAAAACCAAAGCACAGAAUUUCUGAAACACACAGGAAUAGAAAUUACAGAAUUGGAUGAACAGCAAAUAAAUCCUGAAACAGGAAAAAGAAUUGUACCCUGGAAGAAUAGACAUAAAAGUAGACUGCCUAUGGAAUCUUUACAAACAGAGGAGGUACAAGAGGAAGCAAAUGUCACACUUCCCAGUGGAAGAGAGAGAGCUGCAUCCACAGAAGAGCCAUUUAGCAAACAGGAAGGAAGUAGAAACAUGUUUAUUUCUAGUGUUUCAGAGUCUUUGUUUUCAUCUUGUGAUGUGAGUGGAACUGUAGAAGAAGAAGAAGAUAGUGUUGCUCAUGCCCCUAAAUGUGACAGUAGUGGCAAUGCAUCAGAGUUUGUUUCUCCCAUCCAUGGAGAUUAUUCUGAUUCUUCAGAGAGCACAAGUGAUGAAAGUGAUACAGAGGAUACAGAUUCUGAUGACAGCAGUAUUCCAAGGAACCGUCUCCAGUCAGUUGUUGUUGUGCCAAAGAAUUCUACUUUGCCUCUGGAAGAAACUAGUCCUUGCUCAUCUCAAAGCAGCCAAGUUAAUAGACACUAUUCUGACAAUUGGGAAGAUGACAGACCAGAAUCAAGCAAACCUUAUGAUGAAAGGUUUGAGGGAAUGAUGAGCAAAAAUUGUUCUCACACUGAGAAAUUCUCUCUUCCUAAAGGAGCAGAUAAAAGCCCAGAAGUUCCUUAUGUGGAGCCAAGCAGAAAACAGAUGGGGGACCUUGAGCUAGAAGCAGCUCAGCCUCAGAGUGAUGGGGUUGAUAGUACAAGUCAGGCAGAUGUUGUAUCUGAUACAAUUGGUCUGAAAAAUCUAGAAGAAAGAACUGCAUCUAAAGAGUCAUUGAUCAUAACUAAACCCAUCCUGAGGCAGCAAGAAGAGCUACCAGCUUAUUCUUCUGAUGGUUUUGAAGGUAUCCUAACGAAAUCUCGGCAACAGAAUAAUUUCCCUAAUGGGCCAGACAGUAGACUGGGAAAAGCAGAUUCAGACAAUUUUUCUUCCUCAGGGGACUUCUCUAAAGUGGAUGGUUUCCAUUCAGCAGAAGAUCUUGGAAAUCUGGGUUGGGACUUCUCCCAACCAGAAAAACCCAGUACCACUUAUCAGCAGCCGGAUAGCAGCUAUGGAAUAUAUACUGGAUACAGUUUUCAGCAAAAUGCAGAACAGUAUCGUAGCACACAUAAUUACUGGCAAGGCAAUGGCUUUUGGGACCCAAGAUUGGCCAAUAAGCCUCCUGGUAUUAUGUAUGAUAGAGUACAGGGACAUGUACCAGAUUCCUUAACAAAUGACCAUGAAGAGGAAGAUGAGGAAAAUUGGGAUGAUCCUCGUAGACCUCAUUUUUCCAACCAGUCUAGUAAAUUUCUUGCACAUCUUAAUAGAGAGAAAGGAUCUGUGCAAGCACAUGAAAUAAGUAGCAAUUCAAUUAAAGACCUUUCAAUUGUAAAUGAAAAGAAAGUCCCUCCAAAGAACCUGGAAAAAGGUGAUGUGAAAGAUCGAGGGCCUCCAAAGAAAAGACGGCAGGAAUUAGAAAGUGAUUCAGAAAGUGAUUCUGAUAUGCAGGACAGGAAAAAAGUGAGAGUGGAGGUAGAGCAGUUGGAAACAUUGCCCUCAGGUUCAGCGUUGGUUGGUCCACUGUGUGUUAUGGAUGACUUCAGGGACCCACAGCGUUGGAAGGAAUGUGCCAGGCAGGGGAAAAUGCCUUGUUAUUUUGACCUUAUUGAAGAAAAUGUAUACUUAACAGAAAGAAAGAAGAAUAAAUCCCAUCGGGAUAUCAAGCGAAUGCAAUGUGAGUGUACACCUGUUUCUAAAGAUGAUAGAGCUCAAGGAGAAAUAGCAUGUGGGGAAGAUUGUCUCAAUCGUCUCCUCAUGAUAGAAUGUUCUUCCCGGUGUCCAAAUGGAGACUAUUGUUCAAAUAGACGAUUCCAGAGAAAACAGCAUGCAGAUGUGGAAGUGAUACUAACUGAAAAGAAAGGCUGGGGUCUGAGAGCUGCCAAAGAUCUCCCGUCGAAUACUUUUGUCUUGGAAUACUGUGGAGAGGUAUUAGACCAUAAAGAAUUUAAAGCCAGGGUAAAGGAAUAUGCCCGUAACAAGAAUAUUCACUAUUAUUUCAUGGCACUGAAGAAUGAUGAGAUAAUAGAUGCCACUCAGAAAGGAAACUGCUCUCGUUUCAUGAACCACAGCUGUGAGCCAAACUGUGAGACACAGAAGUGGACUGUGAAUGGACAGCUGAGGGUUGGCUUUUUCACUACUAAAUUGGUUCCUUCAGGUUCAGAGUUAACAUUUGAUUAUCAGUUUCAACGAUAUGGGAAAGAAGCUCAGAAAUGUUUCUGUGGCUCAGCAAAUUGCCGAGGUUACCUUGGAGGAGAAAAUAGAGUCAGUAUUCGUGCAGCUGGAGGAAAAAUGAAGAAGGAGAGAUCUCGUAAGAAGGACUCUGUGGAUGGAGAACUUGAAGCACUUCUAGAAAACGGUGAAGGCCUUUCUGAUAAAAACCAGGUGCUCAGUUUAUCAAGGCUGAUGGUUAGAAUUGAGACUUUGGAACAGAAACUUACCUGUCUCAAACUCAUACAGAACACUCAAUCUCAGUCCUGCUUAAAGUCCUUCCUAGAAUGCCAUGGGCUAUCUCUUCUGUGGAUUUGGAUGGCGGAACUAGGUGAUGGUCGAGGAAACAAUCAGAAACUACAGGAAGAGAUUAUAAAGACCUUGGAACAUUUGCCUAUUCCUACAAAAAACAUGUUGGAGGAGAGCAAAGUACUUCCAAUCAUCCAGCGCUGGUCUCAAACCAAGACUGCUGUUCCUCACUUCAGUGAAGGUGAUGGUUAUUCCAGUGAGAAUACAUCACGUGCACACACACCACUCAACACACCUGAUCCUUCCACCAAGCCGAACACAGAAGCUGACACAGAUACUCCAAAGAAACUUGUGUUUCGUAGACUUAAAAUUAUAAGUGAAAAUAGUAUGGACAGUGCAAUCUCUGAUGCUACCAGUGAGCUAGAAGGCAAGGAUGGCAAAGAUGACCUUGACCAGUUAGAAAAUGCUCCUGUGGAAGAAGAUGAAGAAUCACAGCCACAACAACUACAACCACAGCAGCUUACCCCACAGCACUUGCCACCAACCAAAGGUGACAUUGAAACCUCAGUGGACAGCAGUAAACAGCCUGCCUCAGAGCCAGAGGCAGAGCAUGAAGCUGAGGCCAAAGAGAGUAAUGGCCCAAAGCUAGAAGAACCUAUUGCUAUGGAAACACCUUCCCAAGAUGAAGAGGAGGGUGUAUCUGAUGUGGAAAGUGAGAGGAGUCAAGAGCAGCCAGAUAAAAUGGUGGAUAUAAGUGAUCUGGCCACUAAGCUCCUAGAUAGUUGGAAAGAUCUAAAGGAAGUGUAUCGAAUUCCAAAAAAGAGUCAGACUGAAAAAGAGAACAAUGGUGAUCGGGGAAGAGAUAAUGUAGGUCUUAGAGACCAAGCAGCUACCCCAAAGACUCCUAACCGAUCCAGAGAAAGAGAACCAGAAAGACAAACGCAGAGCAAAGAAAAAAAGAAACGAAGGAGUUCCCUUUCACCACCACCUUCUGCUUAUGAACGAGGAACAAAGAGACCUGAUGAUAGAUAUGAUACACCCACUUCUAAGAAAAAAGUACGGCUCAAGGACCGCAAUAAGCUUUCCACAGAAGAACGCAGGAAGCUCUUUGAGCAGGAGGUGGCCCAACGAGAAGCCCAGAAGCAACAGCAGCAGAUGCAGAACCUAGGGAUGACUUCCCCCCUUCCUUAUGAGUCCUUAGGCUAUAGUGCUCCUCACCAUAGCUUUGUUGGCUACCCUCCUGGUUAUCCCAUGCAGGCUUAUGUGGAUCCUAGCAAUCCUAAUGCUGGGAAGGUGCUAUUACCCACGCCUAACAUGGACCCUAUGUGUUCUCCUGCCACCUAUGAACAUGCCCAGACUUUGGGACAUUCGGUAGAACCAACCCUUGCAACUCCUCAACCAGUUCCAGUAGUACAACAUGUAGCAGCACCAAUGGAGGUUUCAACUUCACAGUACGUAGCACAGAAUGAAGCCGUUGUCCAUCAGGAACCUAAUGUAGCUGUUUUGCCAGUACCUGCCCCAGGUCCUGUACAGGGACAAAGUUAUGGUGUUUGGGAUUCUAAUCAACAGACUGUCCCUGUGCAGCAGCCAUACUCCCCUGCACAGUCUCAAACAGCCAUAUAUUACCAGGGACAGACAUGUCAGACUGUCUACGGUGUGACACCACCUUAUUCUCAAACGACUCCACCAAUUGUACAGAGCUACCCACAACCAGGGCUUCAGUACAUCCAAGGGCAACAGAUAUUUACAGCUCACCCACAGGGUGUAGUAGUACAGCCAACAGCAUCAGUGACUACGAUAGUAGCAGCAGGGCAGCCUCAGCCCUUACAGCAGCCAGAGUUAGUUGUGACAAAUAAUCUUCUGGAUUUGCCACCACCUUCACCUCCUAAACCAAAAACCAUCGUCUUGCCUCCCAACUGGAAAACAGCCCGAGAUCCAGAGGGAAAGAUCUACUAUUACCAUGUCAUCACAAGGCAAACUCAGUGGGAUCCUCCUACCUGGGAAAGCCCAGGAGAUGAGGCUAACCUUGAACAUGAGGCUGAAAUGGACCUGGGAACACCAACUUAUGAUGAAAACCCCAUGAAGUCUUCCAAAAAACCCAAAACCGCAGAAGCAGAUACCUCAAGUGAAUUGGCCAAGAAGAGCAAAGAAGUGUUCAGGAAAGAGAUGUCUCAGUUCAUCGUGCAGUGCCUGAAUCCUUAUCGGAAACCUGACUGCAAAGUGGGGAGGAUAACCACAACUGAAGACUUCAAGCAUCUAGCCCGCAAGCUGACUCACGGUGUCAUGAACAAGGAGCUGAAAUACUGUAAGAACCCUGAAGAUUUGGAGUGCAAUGAGAAUGUGAAACACAAAACCAAGGAGUACAUCAAAAAGUACAUGCAGAAGUUUGGGACUGUUUACAAACCCAAAGAAGACACAGACUUGGAAUAAACUUAAUGGGUCAGCAAAGGCGGUUUAGAGUGGGAAGACAAAAAAAAGUUAACUCAGUAAGAGAAGUCCAUGGGCCGCUCCAACCCAUUUCCCACAACCUUGUCAGGGCUGUUGCCAGUGAUGACUCUUGGCACUUGAACCAUAUGAGUCAUGCAAAGUAAAGAAACCAUAUUCCAUUUAAGACAAAACAAGGCCACAGUCAAUAUGCUGUUGGGGUAGGUGGGCCAAGACUGUCAGGGACCUGGGAGAGAGGCUAUUCCCCUCAGUCUCCUAGGCCUGACCCCCAUUCUCUAACUUGGGUCUCCUACUUGGCGGUGCUGUUAGCGCACUGACCCAUGCGCACCCCUUCUUCCCCACCCCAUGUGCUGGGGAAUCUGUAUUAUAUUUUAACGUAUAUGUGAAUAUAUUGAUAAAUAUUUUUUUCUGGGUUUUUGUUUUUGUUUUGGGUUUUUUUUUGUUUUUUGUUUUUGCUUUUAGCCUAUGCGUGCUAAGAUCACGGGAACACUUUGUAAGGAUAGUUUGGGUUCUCCUGCAAGGUUUAAUCUGUUAUCAUGUAAAUAUUCCAGAGUAGGCUACCUCUGAGUUUCUGGUCAGCCUUGUGCUAUGUUGAUAAGAUUGAUUUUACUGCUUAAAAUCAUUUUACUUUAUCCAAUUUUUACUGAACUUUUUAUGUAAAAAAAAAAAUUAAAAUAAAAUCAAUUAAAGAA
Molecule: messenger RNA, 8561 nt
Organism: Vombatus ursinus (common wombat)
Lineage: Eukaryota; Metazoa; Chordata; Mammalia; Diprotodontia; Vombatidae
Gene: SETD2
Product: SET domain containing 2, histone lysine methyltransferase
Exons: 21
Coding region: 73-7854 (2593 amino acids)
Biological process (GO): regulation of DNA-templated transcription
Cellular component (GO): nucleus; chromosome
Molecular function (GO): histone H3K36 methyltransferase activity; protein binding
Source: RefSeq, a predicted model, not a curated record